Molecule: messenger RNA, 946 nt
Organism: Neocloeon triangulifer
Lineage: Eukaryota; Metazoa; Arthropoda; Insecta; Ephemeroptera; Baetidae
Product: multiple epidermal growth factor-like domains protein 10
Exons: 5
Coding region: 30-902 (290 amino acids)
Source: RefSeq, a predicted model, not a curated record
GAGAUCCUCUCGCUGUAAAAUUAACGAAAAUGCUGUCCAAAUUGGUGCUCGUCGCCCUGCUGGCCUCUGCGGCCAACGCCGUCCUGAACGCUCCGUGCGACCCUGCCAUUCCGACCGAUUGCACUGACGUCGCCAACUCGGUCUGUGACCCGACCAGCCGGGUCUGCGUGUGCGACGACCGAAACCUGGCCACCUCAACCGGUGGUUGCGAUGGUGUCCUCGGACGCUCCUGCUCCAUCGACUUUGGCGCAACUUGCAAUCAGGUUCCGUACGCCCUUUGCCAGGGACCGACUUGCGAGUGCACCAAGGAAUACACAAACAGCGACUCCAAGACCGCGUGCCUGGCGCCCACAUAUGGAGUUCAUUGUCUCGAGAGCGAUCAGUGCACUGCUCUGGGAGAAGCCGAAUGCGUCAGCCAGAGAUGCGUUUGCAAGGCAGGAUUCGUCUCCAACGGAAACGGCCCAUGCUACCCUGUCUCGACCAACGUUAACGGACCCUGCGAUAUUGACGCUCAGUGUUCAGCCUACGACCAGCACGCUCUUUGCGUGAUCACUGUUUUCGGCAACAGGUGCAGGUGCCGAGGUGGAUGGAUUGCCAACAGCCAGAACAGCGCUUGUCUUGACAGCGCACAUCAAGUUGGUGACGCCUGCAGUGUGGAAGAGCAGUGCACAACCUUUGACCCGAACUCUUCGUGCACCGCCAGGACUUGCCAGUGCAACGCUGGAUAUGUCGGUUCUCUCGAUGGAGUCAAUUGCAUCUCCCAGGUGGCCCUUGGCGGCAGCUGCCAACAGGACCAGCAGUGCUCCAGUCUGGCGCCCAACUCUGGAUGUGUGAGCGGCGUUUGCUCGUGCUUGCCCGGAUUCAUCCCCUCCGGCUCACUUUGUGUUGCAGGAAGGCACUAAUUUGUAUGUCUGUCUUCAAUAAAUUAAAUGACUUUAGAAUUGAA